GCAAGAGAAAAACACAGGAAAUCCAUCCAAUUCAUCAAAUUCCAUAGAAUUUCCUUAUUUUCUAAAGAAGAGAAUUCCACGUGUUUUUUAUUGUUGUUUCUUAGAAAUUAUUCUUUCUAACAAACAUUACAUUUUUCUCUGAUCGUAAAUCCUUGUCUGAUUGAUCCUUGGCUUUCAAUCCUCUUCUUCCCAGGUACAAGCCAUUGAAAAGAAAAAGGGUUCAAUACCUGCGAAUCAUUUUCUCACACUGCCACUGGAUUCGAUAAAUGUGCGCCUCAUGUCAAACUCCCCUACUGACUCCAGAAAUGCCGCACACACCUCUCCGGUGAGUACUGAGCAAGGUCAACAAAUCUCUCAGGAUGGCGAUCAAAAUAAAGCACAAAGAUGGGCCAGCGCGCCACCAAGAUCACCAAGGUCUACUCAAACCUCUUUGUUAACCCAAGCUCUGUCCACGACUCAUCCAGAAUCUGCGGCAACCCAGAUCGAUCCGGCUCCUCGCAGAUCUCGAAAUACAAUGUCCAGCACAAUGCAACCGUAUCCUUCUACCUCGAACCAUCAAUACCAGAAUGAAAGAAACGCAACUUUGGCAGAGGCAUUGAAUGAUAUGGUAGUCGGCACAGCAUCUAUCCAACUCAAUUCAAAUAGGCCUGUCAGUGCUGGGGCAACUCCAUCCGUAUCCACCGGAUUUCUUUUCGAUAUGGAGCAAGUCAAUGAUAUUCUCUCUGGCCACCGGGAAUACCUCAGAAAUGCAAAAGUCAAAGGAAGAGGGACCUCUCUCGAACGAACGGCAAAGGAGAAAAGAGUUCAGGAUUUACCAAAAGGAUCUUUCUCAACCAACCCUGGUGAUACUGGUAUCAUUACUCGACCUUCAACACCUCUGCAAGAGCCAUCCCGCUCGCUUUCAGAUACCCCUCCUAUAGAUGGAGUCCGAGCGAGCUAUCGUUCUUGGAGAGAUGCCAGGGCAAGCCCACCCGUGGAGAAGGCCUGGUCAAUCUGCGAACAGGGUGAUGAUGACCAAGGUGGAUCAGUUGAAAAGGCUAUCGCAGAAGCUUUGUCAGGAGUCGAGCACAAUAACCGCAGCCGGAAAGCAAGUCACAGUCUGAGAUUUUUCAGAGAAGGUCUGCCAGAAGAUAAAACAAAGAAACGCGAAAAUAAGAACAGACCUCAACUAAAAGAUGCGAACUCUUCUACUAAAAUCACCAGCAUUCCGGAACUGGAGCAAUUGGACAUAAGAACGAAGUCGGCACCAGGUUUGAGAAAUGAACCGUUAUCGCCUUUCGCAAAUCCAAAGAUGGGCUUUAAGUCACCAACUCACAGCAAGGGUUUUGAUCCUACUUCUAAUCCGACCGAAGGACUUGCUGCCGAAGCUGGAUACUUUGAUCCAUCUCGCAAUAUUGAAACACUUCCUGCAGAUAAAGUAAGACGGAUGCCUUCUCAACUACUGGCCGAUAUUCGAAAGCACCACAAUUUAACACCUGGCAAUGCUAAAGGAUCUUCCUUUUCAGGAAGCAUACCAGCUCCAGAAUCUGAGAAAUCCAAGUCCGAUUCAGGGGAGGAGAAUUCAAUAGGCAAAUCUCAGUUAAGUCAAAGUGGUAAUGAGGAUGGUGCUGAAUUAGAAAAGACCAAAAGUCGUGAUGAGGGCGAUGAAUCUGGUGAGGAGAAGAUUUCAUCUGCAUUAUUCGUUCCUCACAAAACUGCUCAUGGUACAUCUGAACGGAGGGGCGAUGGCCUGCGAGACAGACUAGACCUUGUUGUGAGGCCUGGGAAUAAUGAUCAACUUCAAUCAGAUGAUUCUGACCCACAACAGUGGCUUGAAGAACACCGAGUCCCAUCCUGUGAAGUAGAUAACACUUAUGACAGUCAAGAAGGUAAAUUACGACCACUGCAGUCGCCGCGUCUUCCUAAGCAGCAUGAGACCCCCGCAGAAAGCAAUGGCUAUAUCACUUCCACAGAUACUUAUGACCCAAGUCAAGAUUCAUAUGAUGAAGGGGGAUCGACAACUUGUGAAGAAUCAAGCUUAACCGACGAUCCUGAGGCAACACCUACAUCUUCAAGACGCCGUCGUCGUAGUUUCAUGGUACCGAUGCCCAAGAUCCAUGUUACCGAAGACCAAGACGAGGCUAGAAAAUCAAAAGGUUCAGUUGAAUUAAUCCCGUACAAGCAUCAAGUUGGCGGUCACACAACUAUGUGGAGAUUUUCGAACCGUGCAGUUUGCAAGGAACUUAAUAAUGGUGAAAAUAAGUUUUACGAGAUAUGUGAGCAAAAGCAUCCCCAGCUUAUGAAGUUUCUACCAAGGUAUGUGUAAAUUUCAUUGACUCAACCCCCGCUUCUGGCAUCGAAGCUGAGUCUUCAUCAAGAGAACAUACCUGCCAUGUCUUCGCUACCACUUUUACUUGAGCUAAUGGACUUAUCUUGGUUGAUUUUUAGAUAUAUCGGUGUUCUAAAUGUGACUUUGGAGAAAAAGCAUUUGAAACCAAAAGUAUUGCCCAAGGAUGAAAAAGAUGCUCUGGUCGAGUCCAAUGGGACUGAUGGGCAAUUGCUAAAAGAAGAGACUGCUACCUCUACUGAUACAAAUGGACACACAACCGCUGACAAGGCUCCAGAGCCAACAAGGAUGAUCAGUCAGUCACUAAAGGCAUCUGCUAUUCCUAUAGCAACUGUGAAUUUUGCCGACAACAGACAUAUUAUACCAAAAAGCUUCCUACAACCUCAUCCGCAUCUCAUUGAUCCCAUUGAGACAACGAGUACCAAGGAUUCUAAUCAGACUAUUCAAAAAGGUCAAAGUCAAAUUCAACCACCACCAAGUGGCGAUUUUACGUUUCGGCCGACUUUAUCAGACAAGCAUGCAGUUAGCUGGGGUGCAACCACCAUCAAUAAGGAACUUCGAAACAAAGUCUUUGGAGAAGCAUUUCUACAACAACCAAUUCCCAUUCAUCGACACAAAAAGCCGGGCUCACAAAGUCGAGCUGUGCGAAAUGGUUCUUCACUACGAAGUGCAAAUUCGGAAUCUAGCUUAAAGUCGGUUCACUCGAGUAAGCCUGCUGAUGGCCAGCCACCCAAGGACUCAAUGCGCACAAGAGCUAUCAAGAGCGCAGCUGAACAAAGAACUGGACUCUCACCAAUGACACCUGUCACAGCCGCCCCACCAGUUUCCACAAAUGACGACAAUGUAAAUGUGAAUGGUCAUGUUGGAAAUGGAGAAGCUGAAGAGGAAUUUGAUCAUAUGGCCGGGACAAGUGCUCCUGAGCCAGAGAUUUCAGGACCUCAAGAUUCUCCAAAACGACCAAAGAGACGUUUUUCAAGUGGUGGCCUUCGUCGCAGGCCAACGGAAGUAGCAGAUGGUCGAGGAAAUCUCAAAUACUUUGAAGAGGCAGAUGAUGCUGGCUACAAGGGUGAUGAAGAGGACGUUUUUACUAUGGAUCCCGAACCUGCUGGUGAACAAAAGGCAUUACCAUCGUCUAUGAAGGAGGAGCCGACCGCUAACACUGCAACUGCAAAUGGGAGUCCUAAAUUGACCUCUACUGAUUCGAAAGUCAUAAUAAAGCGUCCAGUUACUCCGAAGAUAUUACCAAGCCCUCUUGUGAUUCCUCCUCGACCGGUUAAUCCCAAGGAAGCUCAAACGCAAGGGCGGCGCAUUCAAUAUUUCCUCCUUUUGGAAGAUUUGACAGCUGGCAUGAAGAAGCCUUGUAUCAUGGACCUCAAGAUGGGUACUCGUCAAUAUGGCAUCGAUGCAGUUGAGAAAAAACAGAUAUCUCAACGUUCCAAGUGCGAAGCAACGACAUCUCACGAUUUAGGUGUUAGAGUUUGUGGCCUACAAGUUUGGGACGUGAAGACUCAGAAGUACGUUUUCCAUGACAAGUAUUUCGGAAGAGAUCUUAAAGCCGGACCGGAUUUUCAAAAAGCGCUCACUCGUUUCUUGUACGAUGGCGUCGAUGAUGGAAGUAUUCUGCGACAUAUUCCGACUCUCAUACAUAAGAUUUCUACACUUGAAGUUUUAAUUAGAGGUCUACCAGGUUAUCGUUUUUAUGCUGCUAGUCUCCUCCUGUUUUAUGAUGGAGAAACGGUGGAAGAGGAAGAGUCUGACAGCAAUGCCUUUGAGCCAUUGAGCAGAAGAAGAGAAAUCGAUCUCAAAAUGGCAGAUUUCGCAAAUUGUGCAAUCAAGGAGGAUUGUAUGGCACCAGGAAGGCAUUGUCCACCUCGUCACCCUGAUCACCCAGACUUGGGGUUCCUCAGAGGAUUGAAAAGCUUGAAGAAAUAUUUCUUGGCAAUCCAGAAAGACGUUAGAGCAAAGAUGGGAAUCAAGACGAGAGAUUUUCUUGAUGAGCAACGAAGGAUUGAUAUGGAGGAUGAGUAUGAUGAGGAUGAGGCAAAUUUGAGUUAUUAGCUUCGCUCUACUCUUCCUGAUUGUGCUAAUAUAAUUAUUUGAUCGGGGAUGGGAAAACCUGUUGCGAUCACAACAACCACUAUAUUCAUUGUUGUAUAACGGAUUGAAGCUUCUUUCCACUCUUCAAUUCUGUCUGGCUGGUAAAAACAAUGGAGGGUUAGGAGGAAAGGAAAGGACCUGGAUUUUUUUAAUUCGCGCUUUUACUUUUUUGCAUUCAUUCGGAGUAUAGGAAAUGACCUUUCUUUUCUUCAAUUGUUUUUUUAAAUGAUUCAGGACAUGGGAAAUGCUGCAUUAUCAUACCCUGCAUAUCGGUAGGUGUUUGGGUUUGGGUUUGAGUUUGAGAUUCAGAUUCAAAUUGAACUGUUAUUGGUUUUUUGCUUGGGUUGGUCUGGGGGAGGGGGUUAUAUGAGGUUAGG
Molecule: messenger RNA, 4800 nt
Organism: Sclerotinia trifoliorum
Lineage: Eukaryota; Fungi; Ascomycota; Leotiomycetes; Helotiales; Sclerotiniaceae
Source: the annotation of a GenBank genome assembly